This is a messenger RNA of Paramormyrops kingsleyae, 2665 nucleotides long. RefSeq names its product bone morphogenetic protein 15 (gene bmp15). The record is from RefSeq and is a predicted model, not a curated record. NCBI's taxonomy places the organism in Eukaryota, Metazoa, Chordata, Actinopteri, Osteoglossiformes, Mormyridae. Gene Ontology annotation, molecular function: growth factor activity; cytokine activity. Gene Ontology annotation, cellular component: extracellular region.
CACACACGACAAAUGUAAAGGAAACAAAGAUAUAUAUAAAGAGCAUGCCAAAUGGGAACUGCAAAUAUGUAUUGAAAUAGACCUGUAAUGGCGCGGCAGCAUUAAGCGAAGGCUGAACAGCCGUGCUCGGGUGUAUAUAGGUAGGUAUGGGGUUUCCCCAUCCCUUCGGCGUCAUGAAGCGUAAUUCGGCGUCGGACGUGGAGGGUUAAUUGGGGUCACAGGUAAAAAAAAAAAAAAAAAAACAUCACCGUCAAAUACAAUACCUGGGGUGGCCAGUGGAACGCCGAUGUCUGGCCUUACGAGUUUUGGACGAUGGUAGCCUUCCUGGGUGCAAGUGUUUGCUCCAUAAGUUAAACAUGAAGGCUGCCGGCAAUUGCACAUUUUUCCGGUUUUUAGCACUGAUGUACCUGUUCCCGAAACCAUCCGCUUUCAAGCCGCCCCCGCCGGGGCUCGGCGACGCGUUCCCGCUGCCCCUUAAUGGAGCUGAUCUGAAUUUCAAAGCGCUGACGAAGGAGCAGCACGCCGAUCAGGGCUUGCAGUUCAUGCUGAGUCUGUACCGGGGAGCCGCAGACGAGGACGGGAAACCCCGGCAGUCGCGAGCGUUCGGCUGCAACACGGUCCGCUUGAUCCGGCCGAGCCGCCCAGACGCCGUGCAGAGGCGCCGCGCCUCCGGCUCCUUCGACCAGCAGUACACAUACAGGCUGGACUAUGAGCUGAAGAUCCUGCCCAAGGAGAGGCUGAUGAAGGCCACCUUCAUCCACCUGAGAUCCUCUGCCUUAUCGGGCCUGCCCGUGGCCUGCGAGGUCAGCAUCUUGUCUCAGUCUGGGUCUGACCAAGGAGUUCCCCUGGAGGGCAGUGUGGUCCUCGGGCCUCUGGACCAGUGGGCCGAGACGGAUGUCACACCACAGGUGCUCGUGCGGAGAGGCAGCCGCCUGACCCUGGCUAUGCAGUACUGGUGUGUGAAGGGCAGCCUCUUCGAGCCUCUGGAGAUGGAAGGAGGGAGGCAGGGAGGCAAACCUGGAAUCUCCUCCUCCAGGGCCCUGCUGAGGCUUCCUGACUUAUUGCUCUACCUGGAGGAGGACGGGGCCCCCAAAGGCUGGGCUGUCCCCACCAAGGUCUCCCCGUCCUUCACGUCUGUGUGGCCCCGCCGCCGGAGGUCCAAGGAACCAGGCAGCAUCGGCUUGGACAUUCCCAAUUACGUGCGCAAGAGCGCCUCCCCUAAGAACCAGUGCAAACUGCACUCGUAUCGCGUCACCUUCCGGGACCUGGGUUGGGAUCACUGGAUAAUUGCCCCGCAUGCCUACAAUCCCCACUACUGCCAGGGCGACUGCCCCCGCAUCCUGCACUAUGGCUACAACUCACCCAACCACGCCAUCAUCCAGAAUUUCAUCAGUGAGAUGAUGGCUGGCGAGGAGGUGCCACCUCCUUCCUGCGUGCCCUACAAAUAUAAGCCCAUCAGCGUGCUCAUGAUGGAGAAGAACGGCACGGUCACCUACAAGGAGUACGAGGACAUGAUCGCAGAGUCCUGCACGUGUCGGUAAGCUGGAGGUGGGGCCAGUUAUGUGGCCCCGCCCCCUGGAGAUGGAGCCACUGCCGCCCCAUGAUUGGCUGUUGGGUCUUUGUUUUAAACUCGUUCGCCUCCUUCCGGGCGUCCCUCUGCUCAGCAGCGCCACCCGCUGACCGAAGCACUUCCGGAGAAGCAGGGAGCCUCCUGGGAUGCGGUCAAGUUCGUGUGCGUGUCACUCUGUCCCGAUCCUGAGAAAUCGACAGGCAGCACACGGGAUUGGAAAUGUGUGUUAUUCUGCACUUCACCACUGUCAGCACCUGGUGGAAAUCUGGUUGUUUUGGAGUGAUGGGUUUGGCCUCAAGAUUUUUAAAUGAAAGUCACUCCAAUUUUUUUUUUCUUCAUUUUUAAUCGGACGCAGGGAGCUGUAGGACUUCAGGGUUAGGAAGCUGAACUGCUCCCCCGUCUCUCCUGAUUCCCCAAAAUCAUGUCUUGCACAUUUUGUGGGUCGGCGUGAGUGGCCCUCCCAAUGCAUGCUUAAAAAAAAAAAAAGAAAAAAAGAAAAAUAUUAUCUUCUGGCUGCUGGGGGGGGCGGAGGGGGGGGGGGUUAUAAUCUAUGGGACGUGUGCAAUGUGUUUCUGAAAAUGUCUUGGCUCUGUUGACUGAAUAGUUCUGUACAAAAAAAUUUUAUGAUUUAUUGCAAGAAAUAAAAUAAAAUGCAUUUUUUUGUAAAACUGCUAUGCACUUUGUACACUCUGCUUGCAAAUCGACGGUUUUUUUUUUUUUUUGUCACUUUGUCAACUCAGAAAGCCAUAUUGUGGAUGGACGUGUUGAACUGAUGCCUGAGCAUGACGCUAGCGCCCCCUGGUGGUAGUUAGCGGCCUGACAGUCUCUCCAGAGUGCUACAAAGGGAUUCUUUAAAUUUUGGUCUCUUUAGGCCUGAGGAAAGUUUUAAGCUUAAGUGGUUUUGUAAAUGUAGCAGUAUUUACAUUUUUUUUUCUUUUUUUUGGUUGUUAAUAGGUUUGCACACUGUCUGUCAAUGUAAGCAGGUUGGCUUACGUGUAAUAAUUGUACCCUUCCUAAAUUGCCAGUUAAUGUAGUCUGGUAUAGUUAGCUUUGUGAUGUCUGUGGAUUGGGCAUAAAGUAAGUUUUAUGACUGCA